Erigeron canadensis is the source of this 1252-nucleotide messenger RNA. Its product is annotated as probable sugar phosphate/phosphate translocator At3g11320. Gene Ontology annotation, cellular component: Golgi apparatus. Lineage: Eukaryota; Viridiplantae; Streptophyta; Magnoliopsida; Asterales; Asteraceae. The transcript has 4 exons. Gene Ontology annotation, molecular function: antiporter activity. The record is from RefSeq and is a predicted model, not a curated record. The coding region runs from base 79 to 1035 and encodes 318 amino acids.
UCACCCAUACACAAAAAGGGGCGAUAAUCAUUUAGGGUUAAUCAAGAUCACGAAAAAAACUCAUUCAGUCUCAUUGUAAUGUCGACAAUAAAAAGCUCACCGUCGAGCAAACUGUUCACGUUCGGGCUUGUAUCUGCAUGGUACUCAUCAAACAUUGGGGUAUUAUUGCUCAACAAAUAUUUACUAACCAAUUAUGGAUUCAAAUACCCAAUUUUUCUUACAAUGUGUCAUAUGGCUUCAUGUGCAUUGCUAAGCUACAUUGCCAUUGCAUGGAUGAAGUUGGUUCCGUUGCAAACCAUCCGAUCUCGUGUUCAAUUGGUCAAGAUAUCCGCUUUGAGUCUAAUCUUUAGUGCAUCUGUAGUGAGUGGUAAUAUAUCCCUUCGGUAUUUGCCUGUGUCUUUUAAUCAGGCGAUUGGGGCUACAACGCCAUUUUUCACAGCGGUGUUUGCUUAUCUCAUGACUUUGAAGAAGGAGGCGUUUCUUACGUAUAUUACCCUCAUUCCUGUUGUUACCGGUGUUAUCAUCGCAAGUGGGGGUGAGCCAAGUUUUAAUCUAUUUGGAUUUAUAAUGUGUGUCGGUGCUACCGCUGCCAGAGCACUUAAAACAGUGGUUCAAGGGAUAUUGCUUUCCUCUGAAGGUGAGAAGCUGAACUCCAUGAAUCUCCUUCUGUACAUGGCUCCUAUUGCUGUAGUACUUCUCCUUCCUGCAACAAUAUACAUGGAAGAGAAUGUCGUUGGCAUAACAGUAGCACUUGCAAGACAAGAUUUUGGGAUUGUUUGGCUGUUAAUUUUCAACUCCUCCCUUGCUUAUUUUGUGAACCUGACCAACUUCUUGGUCACAAAACAUACAAGUGCUCUUACACUUCAGGUUCUUGGAAAUGCAAAGGGAGCAGUAGCAGUCGUGGUUUCGAUAUUAAUCUUUAGGAAUCCAGUUUCUGUAACUGGGAUGGCUGGCUAUACACUUACAGUUAUUGGUGUCAUUCUUUACGGUGAAGUUAAGAAGCGUAGUGUCAAACGAGACAACAUUUCUUUAUAAGUUAGCAUGAGAUUACUCACUUGUUUAGAGUUCAUAUGGAGAAAAAUCUUCUUUUUUGAGUUUUACCGUUGAUUCUUUCAGUAAAGAGAUGUAGAAUUAAUCCCAGAAAAUGUGUCAUACUGGUACCAACUUAGGGAAAAUUAGUAAAAAGAAUGCGAGAUUUCAGAUUGUAGCAAAUGAUCAGUCACAUGGUGAAACUGUAUAGCAGAUUGUUGAA